AUGUCUUCCGAGAAAAGCCUCGGCCACCUCGGGGAUCUCGGCAGACUUCCAAACGAGCUACUCUGGCAGAUCCUGGACCAAGUGGUCAUGGAUACUCCUAGACUCACCCAUGCAGGUAUGUGUGGAUUGUAUUCGCUGAUGAAGACAAACCAGGCUAACGGUAAAUUUAUCCAGGACGGUUACAUGACUGACGAAAGGAAGCAGCACAUACUCGUGGAGACCAACUCCCUGAGGUGCUAUGCUGAUCUCGACGACGCCACGGAUGCUCUCGGCCAGUCCGAACCUGAGUAUGUCGGGGGUGAACCAGGCGAGGAACCCGACCUUUUUACUGGCAUCAUCAGAGACGACUGUCUUGAAUGCUUCGGCGGGAUCCUUGGAUCUCUUCCCGAGUUUCCGAUGAUGUGCCACAAUGAGAAGGGUUGGUCGUUCUUUGCCGUUGCCGUUGAGGCCAGAACAACGAAAAUCCUUCAGCAGUGGCUGGGAGAACCAUGGGGGCGAGUCCGGAGACAGCAACGACGGCAACACCAGCAAGAAGAGGACCACCGAGGUAAAGGUACUUCUCCUGCUUGGCGGUUUGUGACAUCUGAAUUCCCUGCUCACACCAGAGAGUUCUUGUUUAGUAAACCCCACCCUGGGUCCCGUUGGACUAUGUCUAAUCUCGGAUUUGCUGCUGUUUUCAAGGAUGCUGACACUUUCACAGCUCUCUUUCAGUACUUGCAGAACACCAUGGACCCGACUACUUUCAAGAUGACCAUUGAGUCGAAAUUGACCGACAAUGUGAAGGGGGCCAUUCUUCAGUUUAUGACCCCUGCUCUUCAGAGCAUGUUGGACCAGGGUGGUAUUGUGAUCGAACUGCACCAGAGCUUUUACCACGGUUAG
This is a messenger RNA of Penicillium arizonense, 879 nucleotides long. RefSeq lists its product as uncharacterized. Bases 1 to 879 code for a protein of 292 amino acids. The record is from RefSeq and is a predicted model, not a curated record. The transcript has a single exon. NCBI's taxonomy places the organism in Eukaryota, Fungi, Ascomycota, Eurotiomycetes, Eurotiales, Aspergillaceae.